This is a messenger RNA of Dracunculus medinensis (Guinea worm), 576 nucleotides long. Lineage: Eukaryota; Metazoa; Nematoda; Chromadorea; Rhabditida; Dracunculidae. The record is from the annotation of a GenBank genome assembly.
AUGCAAGAACAAAAAAUAUCAACAGCUAAACGAUGUUGUCAGUGUUCCGCAGGAAUAACUGAGUCUGUGUCGAUAAUUAACAAUACUUCUUAUUCAUAUCCAGAAACUGAAAAACCUAAGACGCGAUUAUCAGAUUAUCGUGUACAAGAUCUCAAAACUGAAUGUAAAAAGCGGCAAUUACCUGUCUCAGGUGCUAAACCACAAUUACUUGAGCGGCUGAAACCGUAUGAGGACGCGAUUUUAGCCUCCACAAAUAUCAUAGAAACUCAACAGCAAUUUUCUGAUGUAACUUCAUUGUCUUCACCGAUUUCGGAUUCGAAUGUGAAUUCGAAUUCUAAUAAUCGUCUACCUCCGAUCAGCAACGUGAUCAGCGAUUAUUUGCAGCAAACUGUUUCUCAACCUUCAUCGUCAACCUCCGAUCACCUGCAGCAACAAGUAUUCUUCCAAUUUCAGCCAAAUCAUUCCCAACAGCAACGUCAGCGACAACAAAUAUUACAAGUUUGCCUUUCCUUGAUUCAGGAAUUCUGGUGUUUUAUUUUUCAAAAUUUUAAAAACGAAAUUUUUUCUUGUUUUUAG